UAUAUGUUAAAUUUAACGAUGGCUAUAGAUAUAAUUAGGUGGCUGCAGAGCUCACGCCAAAAUUUCCAUCUGCAGCUAGCUAUGGCAGGAAUUUUGAUACAGUGGUAUGAUUUUAUUUGUUUCGGGAUAGUAGGCAUCGCCAUGUUUGGCGCCCUUUACGUGCUCUGCUGCUGCAAAAUUAAGCAUCAGCGUUACCAAAUACUUAAUGGUGAUCAUAUUGACGACAACAACAUUAUUGGUCGUCAUGAGAUCCUUUUGCCCCUGCAGGGCUGCAAUCAGUCGUCGUCGUCGCCAUCAGCAGUGGAGUUUGGGAGUUUGUCAAGUAGUUGUUGGCGUGGGAUUCACCCUGUAUGGCUCUUGGCUACACGUUUUGGAUCUUUAGUUGUUCUCUGCAUAUUUUUAACCUGGGAUGUCCUUCUUUACAACUACUCCAUCUUUGUCUAUUACACCGAGUGGACUUUUACGUUGCUAAUCGUCUAUUUUGCAAUUGGAACCAUCAUAUCAGCAUAUGGAUGUGUACGGUACUACUCAAACAAAUCAGCUCCACGUCCUGGCGACGUAAUUGCUGAUCAUGAGAUGUACAACAAGGCAAAGACCAACAAGAGCAUGUUCAAACUGCAAGGCCAAUAUUACAAUGAAGACACAGUACCAAAACGAGCAAGCUUUUGGACUUACGUGCUAAAAAUUUCGUAUCAGACAUGUGCAGGUUCAGUAAUUCUUACAGACAUCAUCUUUUGGUUCAUUAUACUACCCUACUCGUCAAAUUCACAUCUUCAGCUAAACCUGUUGAUGGGUGGUAUGCAUUCUCUCAACAUUAUUUUUCUUCUGAUUGAUACCUCUCUCAAUAGCCUGCCAUUACCUUGGUCGGGGAUUGCAUAUUUUGUGUUGUGGAGCUGCUGCUAUGUCAUUUUUCAGUGGCUUAUCCAUGCCUGCGGUUUCAUUUGGUGGCCCUACCCCUUUUUGGAACUUUCAAUGCCGCGGGCUCCUCUAUGGUACUUUUGCUUGACGGUGUUUCACUUACCUUGCUAUGGAAUUUAUUGGUUGCUUGUGGCUUUCAAAAACUCAACGUUCUCUACAUUGUGCCCCCAAGCGUUUGUAAGACACUCCUGCUAGAAUGGGAGCCAGGGUUGAGUCGGAUUCAGGUUUUGAAUUUUAUGGGCUUAAAUUCAUAAUUCUAUCAUAUCUCAUAUAAUUUAAUGAGUUCAAAAUUUAUUAUUUAUACUUAUGUAAUAAUUGUUUGAGCAAAAAUAUAGGAUAUGGGUUUAGGUGAACCCAUAGGCUCUACACUGGAUACGCCCCGAGUGUUUGGACUUUUAAUUAGUGGGUGAUUGAAAUGCAAUAUAUAUUGUGUUA
Molecule: messenger RNA, 1353 nt
Organism: Nicotiana attenuata
Lineage: Eukaryota; Viridiplantae; Streptophyta; Magnoliopsida; Solanales; Solanaceae
Exons: 8
Coding region: 4-1113 (369 amino acids)
Cellular component (GO): membrane
Source: RefSeq, a predicted model, not a curated record